This is a messenger RNA of Oppiella nova, 1170 nucleotides long. The record is from the annotation of a GenBank genome assembly. Lineage: Eukaryota; Metazoa; Arthropoda; Arachnida; Sarcoptiformes; Oppiidae.
AUGACAGAGAACGGGCCCUUCAGUGCCAAUGAGGACGGGGUGACACUCUCUAGUCGUGAACACGCGUGGAAUACAGUGGCGAAUAUGGUGUUCAUGGAGUCCCCGGUGUCGACCGGUUUUAGUUAUGAUGAGACGACCCCUGAGCCCCAUAACGACGACGUGUCCACAGCUAACGACAAUUAUUUAGCCCUCGAAAGCUUUUUUGAAAAGUAUCCCCAUUUGAAGGGAAAUCCGUUUUAUAUUACGGGCGAGAGUUAUGGUGGGGUUUAUGUGCCGAUGUUGGCCACGGAGAUAUUCAAACGCAACUCUACUAUUAAUUUGAAAGCAACAUUUCAAAAUAAAGACUGGCUGUUGGCAAUGGUUUACUUUAUGAGUUGGUACGACUUUGCUUUAGGUCACGGAUUAGUGACCACCGAGUGGUACGAGAAAAAGAUUGAGAGCUGCUGUGAGUGUAAGUCCGGUCCGCAACAUGAGUGCGAUUUUAUGCAUCCAGCAAAUGUUAGUAAGUGCGAAUCGGUUCCGUUAGUCGAUGUCGCCAUCACUAAUCCAUACAAUAUAUACGACAACUGCGCGCCCGACCUGUACUUACAAUACGCGUUCAACACCUACUAUAGACCACACUUCGACAAAAUGGGACUCCGGUUCCCAUUGAGUGGCGACUAUAAUGAAAAUGCGAAUAAACCGAACUGUCCUAAGAAUGGUCACACGCCUUACCUCAACCGACCGGACGUACGCCAAGCGUUGCACGUGAGGGAAGGCACCAAGAGGUGGAUUGGUUGCGGCGGUUCCUACGAUAAAUCCAAGGCCUACACCCCACAGGCCCAGGCAUCCAUUGAUUUAAUACAUAGGUACAAAAUCGGGAGAUAUGUUGUCUAUAACGGAGAUUUCGACAUAAUGUGUGACUUCGUAUCCGAUCAGCGUUUCGUCGACGGGAUCGCCGUUUCGACCAAAAGUCAAAAGAUUGAGAGCUAUAGGGAGUGGAGGGUCGAUGGAAAGCCUGAUGGAGUGCUCGGCGGUUUCGUACAGCACUACGAGAAUGGUCUGAGCUUUGUGUUGGUCCGCGGGGCCGGGCAUAUGGUGCCUGAGGACAAACCCGAGGCCGGCCUACAGGUCUUCAAACACUUGCUGGGGAAAGCUAAACUUUAAGCAAAAGUACCUAUUUAAUAAAUA